UUAUGCACUGGUUUUUUUUCUUUCAGAAACAAAUAUGAUAAUUUGGGAGAUUUUCAGCUCAUACAGAUGACUGAAGAUGUAUAAACUUAAAACUAAAGUUCGGACCUUUGCUCUCUACACUCGUCUUUUCAUCUUUAUCUUACAGUUUGUGUGUAAUCUGCUGAUCCCAGAUCAUGAUCCUGGUGUAUUCACUUGGGUCAUUGAUCCUUCACUUAAACCUACAGUAUUAGAUAGAAUUUUGAGUUUUCUAUUUGACGGACUACUAAGAUGGGAUGCUCAACAUUUUCUUCACAUUGCCACGCAUGGUUAUACCUUCGAAACAAACAUAGCUUUCUUCCCGUUGUAUCCUCUGAUUGUGAGAACGUUUGCUAAUCUACUCUACUGGAUGCAGGAGGAGUAUGCAAUAAUUAGUUUUAUUACCGCUGUUAAACUGUCAGCAGUCAGUCUUAAUUUAGGUUUCUUCCUGUUGGCAUCUGAUGCGUUUUAUGAAUUAUCUAGGAAGGUUCUUAAAGAUGAAUACCUAGCGUAUAAGGCCGGACUCUUUUUUGCUAUUAACCCAGGGAGUAUAUUCUUCACAGCUGGAUAUUCUGAGAGUUUAAACUCGAUGCUCACAUUCUACUCAUUAUACAAAAUAUCUAAAAAUCUCAGUGCAAAGACAUGUGUUGGUGUUCUGCUGGCCAGUGCUACAAGAUCUAACUCAAUUCUUAAUGCUGGGUUCAUACUGUACAAUAGUCUCAAGAUUGUAGCCACAGAGACUAUUAUCUACGUGAGAUUAAAGAAAGCAUGUCGUGAGAAAGCUGAAUUAUCGACAACUAUUGCAAAUAUUAUCGGCGACGCAAUUAUUCCUGGUCUCUUCAAUUUACUGGGUUGUGUUGCUCCGUUCUUUCUUUUCCAGUGGUACUGCUAUACUCACUUCUGCAGGCUUACCAAGCAAACCCCAGGUGCAGUAAUAAUCCUCCCAUAUCCUACUCCUAUAUACAGGUGCAGUAAUAAUCCUCCCAUAUCCUACUCCUAUAUACAGAGUGUGUACUGGGGAAACGGACUGUUUGCGUACUGGGAGAUUAAACAGGUUCCAAACUUUACCUUGGCUAUUCCUGUUCUAGCCAUAGUGCUAGUUACAUCAUACAACUUCAUAUGGUUUCAUUGGGACUAUGUGAAGAGGUUGGGUUUGGUGGAUAAUAACCUACUGGGUAUACCUAGGAAACCGAUUCUUGCAGUACGACAGUACAGAGUACUACCUCGAGAAUGCUUUGUUUAUAUUGUACAUGCUUCCUUCCUAGCUCUGUUUGCUAUAUUCUUCAUGAAUGUCCAGGUUGCUACUCGGCUUAUCUUCUCAGCUAGUCCUUUAGUUCCAUGGCUAGCAGCAAUGAUGACGACUAGAUGGGAUAAACCAGCAGUUCCUUUAUGUGAAGAUGACAACCCAGAGAUACUUUUAAAGGUUGAAUGUAAAUCAAAUCUGGAAAGUAACACGGACUCCAUCUUGUUCCAGGAGAAGAUAGAUACUGAGCUGGGUAGAUGGAUAAUGAUGUACUUCCUCGGGUAUUUUCUGAUUGGAACUAUUCUAUUUUGCAACAAUCUUCCCUGGACGUAAACAAAAUACAAUACUUAAUUUUAUUUGUUACAUCCUGUUUUUAGAAACUUGUUUAAAUAAUCUUUUCCUUUUUCUCCUCUGCUUCCAUUUGACCCAACCUUGUUUCGAAUCCUGAACUGAAAUCCCCAAAACUAUCUGCAAUCAGAAUCUUAUGUAUCAACUCUAUAUCCAGAACGAAAACUUUUGAUUCAAACCGAUUUUCUGUUUAAUCUAGAUAACACAGCUUAUUGUAUUUUCACGAUCUCUUAUUGGCCCAGAGGAGAUUUUUUGGUGUCAAAUUGAUCGGACCUACACAAAUAUUCAAAUAAAUUUUCUUAAUCCGUCGGAGAAGAAAAUCUACUCAUUACUUCCGACCUCUAUAGUAUAUUAAACUAACUAGUCAUAUCUUUUCAUUAUAAUAUUUUUUUGUUGUUAAUACAAUUUUCUGUUUUGAAUAUAAGUAUUGUUAAUCGAAAUAUAUCUGUUUGUGCCAAAUAAAAGAUGAAAAACAACA
Messenger RNA from Eurytemora carolleeae, 2084 nucleotides. RefSeq names its product GPI mannosyltransferase 2 (gene PIG-V). NCBI's taxonomy places the organism in Eukaryota, Metazoa, Arthropoda, Copepoda, Calanoida, Temoridae. Bases 77 to 1591 code for a protein of 504 amino acids. Gene Ontology annotation, molecular function: alpha-1,6-mannosyltransferase activity; GPI mannosyltransferase activity. Gene Ontology annotation, cellular component: mannosyltransferase complex; endoplasmic reticulum membrane. The transcript is spliced from 20 exons. The record is from RefSeq and is a predicted model, not a curated record. Gene Ontology annotation, biological process: GPI anchor biosynthetic process.